AAUUCUCACAAUGACGAACAUGUACACUACACUUGCUAAACAAUUGAAAGCCUCAAUGGCAAUAAGUGUUUGCCACCAGCCUUGGGCAGCGCCGGCCGCGAUUGCAUCAAGGCUCAAUCCAUUGCAGCCUAUCGAAGAGGAAAACACGCCAUACUAUCAACCCGAAAACUUUUACCCUGUGCAACUUGGUCAAGUUUUACAAGAGAGAUACCAGGUAGCGACUAAGCUUGGUUAUGGUUCCAGUUCAACAGUUUGGCUGGCCAGAGACCUCUGGCGCUACCGGUGGAACAGUGAGCGGUUCGUGGCUAUCAAAGUGUCCUCAAACAGACAGGAGAAUGAUACUUGUCCCGAGCUCACAACGCUCAGACUUAUAUCUAAAGCAAAUCCCCGACAUGAAGGAUGGAAUUUCAUAAGGAGGCUUGAAGACAGCUUUAGCAUUGGUGGAGUGGACCGAGAACACAUCUGCCUCGUGUUCGAGCCCAUGCGCGAACCUCUGUGGCUUUACGCACGAAGAUUUACGACCGGUGUCAUACCGUCUGAAAUUCUAAAAGUCAUGCUCCAAAUGAUUCUCCACGGACUUGACUAUCUACACACCGAAUGUCAGAUCAUCCAUACUGAUCUGAAGCCGGAUAACAUCAUGGUGAAAAUCGAGGACUCUACAAUUCUGGAGCGAGAUGCUAAAGACGAAUAUCAAAAUCCUCUGCCACAGAAGCAUAUUGACGGCCGUGUGAUCUAUCUUUCGCGGAACGAUUACGGACAGCCUUCAGUACCAAUUGGUAUCGUGCAAAUAGUGGACUUUGAUCGUUCUGUUUCCGGAAAAUUGUCCCAUUCUGGCUGCAUUCAAGCAGACGUCUACAGAGCUCCCGAAGUUAUACUCGAUGCCGGCUAUACAUACUCGGCAGACAUAUGGAGUCUUGGCGUCAUGCUUUGGGACCUACUAGAAGGCAACAAACUUUUCAAUGUGAUCGAUUCGAAGGAGACUGAUGAGUACGAUGAGCAUCUACAUCUGGCUCAAAUUACGGCCUUGUUGGGCGCUAGACCCAAAGAUUUUGGCGCCGGUCAAAGAACAUCGAUGUUCUACAAUACCAACGGAGACCUUCGAAAGAAGAGCCUCAUUAAUGAGCAAUUCAAUUUCGAGAGCGCCAUCCGCUCUGUAGGAGGUGAGGAGAAGGAGAUGUUUAUCAAGUUUGUAAAGAGAAUGAUCAGGUGGCGUCCGAAUGAAAGGAGUACUGCAAAGGAACUCUUGGACGAUCCAUGGUUGUACACAGACUUUUCGCAAGAUCGAUAAAGUACAUAGUCAUUUACUGAUCGACACCAUGACUGAAAGAUGAUGUUCAGACUCAGUCUUUCUUCUGAGCUUCAUU
Dissoconium aciculare CBS 342.82 is the source of this 1364-nucleotide messenger RNA. RefSeq names its product kinase-like protein. Gene Ontology annotation, molecular function: ATP binding; protein kinase activity. Gene Ontology annotation, biological process: protein phosphorylation; spliceosomal complex assembly; regulation of mRNA processing. The transcript is spliced from 5 exons. NCBI's taxonomy places the organism in Eukaryota, Fungi, Ascomycota, Dothideomycetes, Mycosphaerellales, Dissoconiaceae. The record is from RefSeq and is a predicted model, not a curated record. Bases 11 to 1288 code for a protein of 425 amino acids.